Chlorella variabilis is the source of this 348-nucleotide messenger RNA. RefSeq lists its product as hypothetical. The annotation marks the transcript as partial. Lineage: Eukaryota; Viridiplantae; Chlorophyta; Trebouxiophyceae; Chlorellales; Chlorellaceae. The record is from RefSeq and is a predicted model, not a curated record. Gene Ontology annotation, cellular component: U2 snRNP; catalytic step 2 spliceosome; precatalytic spliceosome. Gene Ontology annotation, molecular function: RNA binding. Gene Ontology annotation, biological process: mRNA splicing, via spliceosome. The transcript is spliced from 2 exons.
AUGAACCCCCUGACGCAAAUCAAGAACACUCAGAAGAUCACCAAGGCGGAGAUCGAGCUCGGCCUCACCGACAAGGCCUCCUGGCACGACCGCUUCAAGCACAGCGCCUACGUCUUCUCCGGCGGCCUCCCCUUUGAGCUCACCGAGGGCGACCUGCUGGCCGUGUUCGCCCAGUAUGGCGAGGUGGUGGAUGUGCACCUCGUGCGCGACAAGAAGACUGGCAAGUCGCGCGGCUUUGCCUUCCUGGCGUACGAGGACCAGCGCAGCACGGUGCUGGCUGUGGACAACCUGGGCGGGGCGCGGGUGGCGGGGCGCGUCAUCCGCGUGGAGCAUGUGGACAACUACAGG